Molecule: messenger RNA, 2769 nt
Organism: Parasteatoda tepidariorum (common house spider)
Lineage: Eukaryota; Metazoa; Arthropoda; Arachnida; Araneae; Theridiidae
Product: O-acyltransferase like protein
Molecular function (GO): acyltransferase activity, transferring groups other than amino-acyl groups
Source: RefSeq, a predicted model, not a curated record
CUUUUCCUUUCCCCUGUUAGUGAGGAGCUUUUUGUCCGUGGUUGCUGUUCGAUGACUUUCGGAUAUGUUCGAAUCUUCUCUAUCUUAUCUCUCAGAUAAUUCAAGGGAAAUGAUUUUUCAUCUCACGCGACCUAACUAAAUUUAUAAUGAACUUCUUAAACACGUGUAUUUUAAUCUCGUGUAUGUUUGUCGUAACCAAUAACGCUACUAUAUCCAACCACAAUUUCAUAAAUUUUUUGGAAAAAAUCACACAGAGGUAUGAAUUUUACAAAAAUAACAGUGUGUCCCCACAUGUGUUGGAGGAAAUUACUAAUAAAAAAUCCAGUCGUUCCGUGAAUGUAUCAAAUGUUGAUUAUCUUGGAUUUGUUAGAAAGUUGUGGACGGCUGCUGAGAUUAAAUGUUUUGAAGAUAUUAAGUAUAUGAUUCAACAUUUAAACUCAAACUGGUCAAUUCAAAUGUUGGAUGCCAUCGGUAAAAUGCCAAGUGGAGCUUUAUUGGGAAACUUUUUAUGGAUGGGGAAAUAUCAAGAGUGCGUGGAUGUCCAGAUGCCGAGGUCAAAUAAUGACUUGAAUGGAGGUAUUCAUGGCACGUAUUGUGUUGCAAUCUGGAAUAUAACAACACCCACAACUUUCCAUGUACCUUUACAUAACAUUCCAAUCAAAACUGGAGUUUGUCUUCCUAGUUCUUGUAGUGCAUUGAGUGUUGAUGAAAAUAUUCAACAUCUAAUAGAUAUAUUUCGCAGGGUGCCAGUUCUAAAGCAAUUUGAAAGUUUCCUAAAUCUGAGCUCUUUGAAAUGCAAAGAAGAAGAAACAUUUUCAAACCCAUCUACUUCAACGUUUCUCAUUUUCCUAUGUCUAUAUUUGUCACUGGUUAUUGCUGGAAGUUUUAUCACAAUUGCAGAAUAUGGACAAUUUUCGGUGCUAAAAUUGUCUUUUUUGAAAUUUUCGAAAAAGAAUCCGAAUUUAAAUAAUCUUCUGGGAUCUUGGAACUCUGAGGUGACAAAUAUUGUUAAUGAAAGUGAAGAGUGUGAAUAUGAUCAACAUUUGAAUUUAGUAGAUCUUGAAGAAAGAAGGAAAUCAUGUUUUUAUACAACUAAAAUCCAAAAAUUUUGUGAAAUAAUGGCCAAAGUACUAAAAUGUUUUUGCUUGUUUACAAACUCGGAGAAGGUAUUGGAUGUAAAAGGUUCGACAAAACAUUUCUCCUGCAUUCAUGGAAUACGCUUUAUCAGCAUGGCUUGGGUUGUACUUGGUCAUACCUAUAUACACAACAUAAGCAUCUUUGGGAAUUACGUUGAUCUAUUGCAUGGAAUCGAUAACUUACCAUUUCAAGUCAUAGUUCAAGGAACAUUUUCAGUUGAUACUUUUUUUCUUAUUAGUGGAUUUUUACUUGCAUACAUUUACUUUGAAGAAGCAGACUCAAAAAACGGUGACAUUAGUUGGAUAGGGAUCAUUAUUCAUCGUUUAAUAAGGAUCACUCCUGUGUAUGCCGUCUUAAUUGCUUUUAAUGUAACGAUGUUUAAGUACAUAGGAAAAGGACCUUUUUGGGAAGAAGAUUCGGAUGUUGAUAUUUGUAGAGAGAAUUGGUGGUGGAAUUUACUGUAUAUCAACAACUUCCUUCCUUUAGAAUCAAUGUGCGUCACGUGGACAUGGUAUCUUGCUGAUGACAUGCAAUUUUUUGUCGUGGGUACAUUCUUAUUGAGCAUAUUAUGGAGAUGGCGUCGUACAGGUUUGCUCAUAUGUUCCUUAUUGUUAUUAAGUAGUUGGAUAUUAACUUGGUACAUAAGUUACUAUUACAAUCUUGUUCCUUUAUUUUGGGGUCUGUCACAAUCUACUGAUUUCAAAGAAUAUAAAAAUAGACUUUAUUUAGCGUGGGAUGUUUUAUACAGCAAGCCAUAUUGCAGAAUAGGACCUUAUUUGAUCGGGAUACUUUUGGCGUAUGUACUAUUCAAGAAUAAGAAUGCGAAGAACAUUUCAGGGAGGUGGAUUGGAAUUGUGGGGUGGACUGCGUCUUCGCUAUGCUGUAUAAGUGUAAUUUACGGAGUAUACCACAUACAGCCAGAACCAUACUUGUUCCAUUUCUACAAUGCAUUGUCCAGAAGUGCCUUCAGUGGAGGAGUAGCAUGGGUCAUUUAUACCUGUCUGUCAGGAAAAGCGGAAAUAGUUAACGGGAUUUUGUCAUUUGAUCUGUGGGUACCUUUAAGCCGUCUGACAUACUGUGCAUACCUUUUUCAUCCCUUAAUAAUGAGUUGGUACUUUGAAUCACAGAAGAUACCACUUUAUUUUACUCAUACUAACAUGGUGAUGUUGUACUUUGCAUUCCUGGUUGUAUCGUAUAGUGCAGCAUUUGUUAUCAGUAUUAUAUUUGAAGCACCUUUCAUCAAUCUUGAAAAAUACUUAAGGACAAGGUUAUCAAAAUGAUACUAAGUUUCAUUAAGUUUGAAAAGUAUGAUAACCUGAUCAUUCUUAUCAACAUUUUUGCAACAGAGGGUGUUCAUAGUGAUGUUUUCUGAUAGUUAUUGCCUGAGAAGUGGGUGCUGGAUUGUGGCCACCCGAAAUUGUUGGAAUUCAAAUCUAACAUUAUGAACUGAUUUUUACCUGGAAUGUGCUCAUCUGUUGUUUUGUUGGAUCAUAGAUUAUCUGACCUAUAGACAUAUCAUGAAGUUUGACUCAGUUUACUUGAAAUUUUUAGGGUGUAUCUCAUUUUAACUGUCAGUAAACUAUGUUUUUGAAUACCACUUUUCCAAAGAAUAAAAUCUGCACUUUACAGAGA